CAGGGAUCCUGAGCCCCCCCAGCUUACAAUUUCCAAACAAACUUCGUCAAGAUGGAGAUGGAGCAAACGGCUGGAAGUUGUCCUGCCCCGGGCCAAGCUGCUGUCAGGACCUGGCUCCCCACCAGUACAAAAGGAGCCGCCAGCACACCCAGUGACACCACCUCCCGUUUUCAUGGAGACGGGGUUCGGUACAAAGCCAAGCUGAUCGGUGUAGACCCGGUACCCGAGGCGCAGGGGGACAAGAUGUGCUGGGACACCAUGAUGAAACUAAAGGGCUUUGAGGCAGCAGCAAGGAAACAGGGGAAACACAAGCAGAGAGUUUGGCUGAAAGUUUCCUCCACCGGCCUGAAAAUCGUGGAUGAGCGGACAGGGGCUUUACUUCAUGAGCACGAGAGGAGCAGGAUCAGCUCUUUGACAAAAGAUGAGUCAGACCCCAGAGCUCUGGCCUACAUCUACCAACACCAAGACGCCUACAGCCUCUUCUACAUCAAGACAGCUAACCUGGCAGAUCCAGUCCUGGCUGACAUCAAGGAGGUUUGUCAAAGUCUGGACCAGGAGACACCACAGGAACCCGCAGAGGCACCGACACAAACCAGCUCUUUAUUGCUUCUAAAUGAGCAUUCAGCCCUUCCAGCUGAGGGACCAGCUUUUGAGGGUGUGUUCAGUCCACGGCCAGACUCUUCACCUGGACAAUCGAACCAAGUCUCAUCUAGGAAAGAGCUGAUGGAAGUUUUCUCAGUCCAGCUGGAGGAGCCGCUGUCACCUCUCCAGAGCUCGUGUCCCAGUCAGCCAGAGUCUCCACAGCCUCCACAGCUAAUGCUCUCCACCUCGCAGAUCCUCUCCAUGUUCCCCACCCAGCCACUAGGUGGCUCUCCAUACGUCGCUCCGCCAUACUCUCCCACUGCCAUGCCCUGGGACCAGAGAGGGCCUCUGGGAAACCAGUGGGCUGGUCCUGCUGCGGCGCCCUGGCCAACCAUCACUGGUGGCAUGGCAGCGUGGGCACCAGCAGGCGUCACAGCGCCUCCUGCAGGCAACCAGGUGGAGGCUCACAGAGUGGUGAGCGCUCAGCCAGGGGUCAUGUGGGGGGGGAAUAUACCCGCUUCACCCACCACUGUCAACGGGUACCCCACCCCUUUAAACUCCGGUUAUGCUCCGACUGGAGCAACAGGAGCACUACAGACAGCACCCCCCGGCUUGGACAAUGAUCUCCUGUGAUGAACUCCACACCACCAACGUUUCAUUCAACGCUUUAUCCAACAUUACAUGGCAAUAUUUCAGUCUGCAGCAGAUUAAAACCAAACACCCUGUCCCCACCCAGAUAUGAAAUAUAGACAGCAGAUUGGAUCACCAGCUAUUUGGUAUCAUAUUCUCAUGUUUCAUUACAGUUACACAAAAUCCACUCCUGUAACUGGACUUCACAAAUCUUUAGCUCCUGUAAUGAACUGGCUAAAAUGAACACUUGCUUGAUGUGAUCUUGUGUUAUCAUGCAGAUGUGUAUAAAAUUCUUAUUUUCAGUCCAAAGAGAAUUUACCAUAUUUUUCUCCUAUUCCUUCUUUUGUGGCCGCUGUAUGUGGAGUCAUAAGAGUACCAUCAAAAAGAGUAAAUCCGUAAAAGAAUAAGAAAAUAAAUAUGGAAAUAUAAACAGAAAGAGAUCAAAAAAUGAAAAUGCUUUUAUCUGUUGCUUUUGCUUCUGCUUCUAAAUUAGUUUCCUUAUGCUUAGCUAAAAUCUUGGCGCUAGUAUUAUUAUCUAACCACCGUUCACUCCUUCUUUUGGUUUCAUAAAUUUAGAUAUGUGAUGCAAUGGAAAAACAGUCAGACUUACAGUAUAAGGUGUCCAUGACAUUUACUGUCUGUUUAAACUGGAAAAUACAGUGUUUCCUUCCAAAACAGUUUCACUGCUGCUGUUUCUCAUCAAAUGAAAACUGAGAGAAGUUGAUACAAAUGAUAUUUAAUUUCUUCUGCAGUCUACUCUGUUUUUUCAGUUUUAUCUGAAACACUGAAAUAACUUUUCCUGUCUUUAUUUGGUCUGUAUCAAAUUAACUACAAUUUGAUAUCUUAUAUAAAAGGUU
Seriola aureovittata is the source of this 2069-nucleotide messenger RNA. RefSeq names its product disabled homolog 2-like. The coding region runs from base 52 to 1215 and encodes 387 amino acids. NCBI's taxonomy places the organism in Eukaryota, Metazoa, Chordata, Actinopteri, Carangiformes, Carangidae. The transcript is spliced from 9 exons. The record is from RefSeq and is a predicted model, not a curated record.